GCGGGAGAGAGAGAGAGAGAGAAAGAGGGAGAGAGAGACCUAAACGACUGAUUGGAGGUUCAUCCAGGCGCUCAGGACGCACAGACGGAGUUGCACAAUCAGCGCUCCAAAGGGACUCAAGAAGAAAAACCUCUCAGCAGCUCCUUCAGUCCACCAAUUCAAACAGUAACUGCAAGUGGAUUUUAUUUGCACUGCGAAACUCUUUUGUUGACUUUUUCCCCCCGUGUUUUCGAGAGCUUGGAUUUUUAGGAGCUUGUUCUAAAGAACAUUUCUGUAACUUCCGAAGAUAUGCAUCGGUGCACGGCGGUGCUACUUUUGUUAGUGGUGGCCUUAUACGUCCUGAGCGCAGAAGCCUACAAGUGCAGGUGCACCAGAAAAGGACCAAAGAUCAGAUACAAGGAUGUGCAGAAGCUGGAGAUCAAACCCAAACACCCGUUCUGCCAAGAGAAGAUGAUAUUUGUGACGAUGGAGAACGUGGCUCGGUUCAAAGGGCAGGAGUAUUGUCUUCAUCCCAAACUUCAGAGCACCAAGAAUCUGGUCAAAUGGUUCCGCAUCUGGAAGGACAAGCACAGGGUGUAUGAAGCCUAAAACCUCGGUUAUGCAGCACACGUGGAUCAAGUGAGACAAAAAAAAAAGAAAGAAAAGCUGACAGUACCACCAGGACUGUUUUUGUGAAGUACAAGAUGUAAUCUACAAUCAAACUGUACUUCUUCCCUCUUCUGCCUGUUGAGCACAUUAAGAGAUAUCUUUAGUUCGUAUGUUUAAGCCGGUGGGUUCGUUUUAGUCGGCCAUCGCUCUAGUUACAGUCACUCACUCCAGUCUUUACAACUGUAGCUUAUACUUGUCAAAUAGUGGACGAGACACCGCCAUCCGUGUUCAAGCAGCUGUAGGUUUGUUCAGUUGGUUUGUAAAGGGAAUUCUCUUUUGCUUUUAGGCUUCUUUUAAAGUGACAAAUGUGUAAUUCUGAAGAAACUGGCAAAUCUUCCUUUGAAAAAUACAGUGUGGGUAUUUCAUUUAAGAUAUUCACUACGACAGGUAGGACAUUUGUACACACCCACAUGUAGGAUCUGGUCACCUGAGUUUAAGCGGUUUAGUUAAAAUGUAGCAAUAAAGUUUCUCAAUGAUUCUCUGUAUUUGUAGCGGAGAAGCAGUCUGUGUGCAGUUACAUAUACCACGGUUACAUAUAUAUAAUACAGAAGUUACUAUUUUUCAGUCAGAUAGAGGAGAUCUAUCACUGUGUGUUUGCAUGUGUGUGUGUGUGUGUGUGUGUGUGUUUACCAUCUCCAUACUAGUCAUGUGUCAAACAAACACACUACUCUGCAGCACACAUUUUGUAAAAUAUUAUCCAAUUAACUGUCAGGUUGUAGUAAAUACAAUAUCAAAUAGUUUUAUUUUGUGCCAUUCAUACAUACAGUGCAGUCUAAAACUUGAUUAUUAAAUACACUUAGAGAGCCAGACUGACUGCAGUUUCACCAACAAAGGAAUACCUAUUAUACAUUGUCACUGGUUGAAAGAUUUUUUAGUUCCACCUCUUGAAAUAAAUGUGUACUGAGGCAAUAUCUCAUGAAAACUGCCUACAUAACCACUGAACUGAGCUGCGUAUGAUAGCAUAAUUAAAGGAUAAGGAUAAUAUUCUAGUGUUUUGUUAAUGGUCAGAUACGUCCCAUGAAAAUAUUUAAAAUGAGCAACGCCUCAGGACCCUAGGCCACUCAGUCCCACUGAAGACAUACAUUUUUUAAAAAUAGGUCAGAGCGUAAAUUCCUAAAACAACAGGGCACUGUAGUGUUUAACAAACAUUACUCAAAGAGGAGCAUAUAAAUAAAUGUAUUUGUUUGGGACCAUUGUCAGAGGCAGGAUUGUACAUAAACUAUGGAGAACAUGUUUAUUAUAUUAAGAAAUAUAUACACAUUCAAUAGUCAAUGAUAUAGACUAAAAUCUCCCUGAAUCACAUAGGCCUAGACGUCUGUAAUUUUAUACAGGUUUGAUUGACAAGAUGCAGAAGGUAUGUGCUGAUUUGCCUCAUUCUCCUCUGAAGCAUGUCCUAGUUAUUGUUACUCAAAUAUGAUGAUUUAUUAUAGAUGAGGACGACUUAUUUGACAGCAAUAGAGCUCGACGUUACAUAGGAUUGAAAAAUUGAAUCAGACCUCAGAUACACAGACGAUACUUGUUGGUAGGAUGGAUUUAUUGUUGGUUUUGAGUAUUUUUAUGGGAUUUGUUGACAAAAAGAAAAAUACAAGAUAUUAUUAAUAUUCUCCUUUAAAAUGGGCAAUAAACUGUGUCGUUAUUUUAUAAAAAUGUGCUUUGGACCAGUGCAUGAGAUUUUAAAAUUUUCAACCUUUUUUAGCAUUUAAAAGGGGCAAUUUGAAUGAAAACUUUGACAUUAACUGUCCACAUACAAAUAUAUGUCAGGCAUUUCAUUUGUACUCCAAAUGAGUCUCCUACAAAGGUGAUGAUACUCUGCUCUGUUACUCUCCUCCAGUAGAUCUCCUGAAUAAUACUGUCAAACGUGUUAUUAUUCUCUAUGCUGUGGAUACACUCGCUAAUAACGACUGUUGUUUUGUUGCCACCAAACAGAAUUCACACACAAAUAUGUUUGCAUAUACACAGAAACACCACAUUUUCUUUACCUUUUGAAGAAUGUGCAUUACUCUUGUUUUAUAUCUUAUAUAUAAAAUAUAUAUAAAGAAACAUUUUGUAAAUGGACCAGUAUAGCCUAUAUGUUAGUGAGAAUGAAUUUACCUUAAGACUUUAUAGUGUCAUGUAUAUUGUAUUACUGCAUUAUAGUUGUAUUUGCUAUUUAAAUCUUGGUUUGGUAACAGAUAUUUGGAGGGCGAGUGUUUGGACCAGCCCACCAAACACACAGUUAGACAUUCCACUGAGUGUAAUACAGUAAAAACAGCAAUAAAGUGUCUAUAGAGCA
Molecule: messenger RNA, 2920 nt
Organism: Centropristis striata (black sea bass)
Lineage: Eukaryota; Metazoa; Chordata; Actinopteri; Perciformes; Serranidae
Gene: cxcl14
Product: chemokine (C-X-C motif) ligand 14
Exons: 4
Coding region: 289-588 (99 amino acids)
Biological process (GO): antimicrobial humoral immune response mediated by antimicrobial peptide; cell chemotaxis
Cellular component (GO): extracellular region
Molecular function (GO): chemokine activity
Source: RefSeq, a predicted model, not a curated record